Molecule: messenger RNA, 691 nt
Organism: Pelobates cultripes (western spadefoot toad)
Lineage: Eukaryota; Metazoa; Chordata; Amphibia; Anura; Pelobatidae
Source: the annotation of a GenBank genome assembly
AUGAGAGGCCUACCGGAAACAGUAACCAACGACCAGCUACAGGCCGCUCUCAUAGACCUGUUCAAAAAAAUACUGCCGGAGGCCCCAUUACAAGACCUCAUGAUGGACAGGGCUCACAGAGCACUUCGACCUCUGGCGCUGGACCCGGACACCCCCAGGGAUGUAAUAGUGCGGAUGCAGCGGAUGCAGCUGGUCCAAAGAGCACGACAAAAUCCUCCAACCUUCCAGGAAAAAAUAUAGCUCUUUUCCAGGACUUAGCGCCCACGACCCUGAAGAAACUGAGGGACCUCUGACAAUUAACGAACACCCUCAACCACCAUGGCAUAAGGUACAUGUGGGGACACCCCUUCAAGCUGGUAGUUCUCAGGGAAAACCAGACUCACAUAUUGUCUAAUGCAGCUGAGAUGGUUCCCUUCACAGAAUCCCUAGGCAUAACACUUCUGCCCCUGCAACCACACAGGCCAUUGGGCCCAAGAGGAAGCUCCCGGAGAUACCAAGAGACCACCAGCCACUCACCCCAACGCACGCCGAGAAAGAGAGCACCUCUGAGAUCUCAGAAUGGCAGUCUGCACCGGCCCUAACCUUCGGCCACAAAACUCAUCAGAGACCAUCACCCCCCCAGGACUACCAAAAAACGAACAAGCUCUCUGACCCACGCCAAUAUCCUUUCCUCUCGCAUUCUAUAUUAUAA